GAUUGAUAUCGUAUGAGGCUAUCAGUGCUUUCCCUCGCAUCUGUCUCUCAGCCUCUGAUACGUCCCUCGAUCCUGACCUAGGCAUGGAAAAAAUUGAAAGACGCACCCGAACGCUCGAUCUUGAGCAGUCGGAUUCUGUUGGAUAUGAAAUUGAUGACGAAUUCUACUUCGAAGAUAUAUUCUUAUUGGUCGAAGGAAUGCUGUACAAACUUCCAAGAAGAAACUUUGUCGAGGAUUCUCAAACGUUCCAAGACAUGUUUGCUCUACCGCAAUCUUCCCAACAACCCACUGAAGGGUCAUGCAAGGAGACGCCAAUUAUACUCGACGGGAUUCAUCGGAGUGAUUUCAAUCAACUAUUAAGAGUUCUUUUUCCGCGGAACUACGGAAUCGAGGAGCGUCUCACUGAAUGUGAAUGGGCAUCCGUCCUGAAACUCUCAUCGCUCUGGAUGUUUUCGCGAGUCCGUGAAAAUGCCAUACAGCAUCUAAAGUCCUACCAUGAGAAGGACCCCGUUCAUUGCCUAGCGCUUAGUCUUCAAUUCGACAUAAAGGAGUGGAUGGUCCCGUCACUCACGGCUCUUGCGAAGCGACCUCAGCCCAUUAGUUCAGCUGACGUUCAAACGCUCGGCUUGGAAUGCGCGCUGAAGGUCUGUCAGCUUCGCGAGAUGGCCAUUGACAUCGUAGGGAGCUAUGGACAAAUUUACAAUCCUGGUCGAAAUCUUUUGAUAGAGCCAAAGCGCGAAGCGCUUAAUUACUCCAGUGCGAUUCAUGCCAUCUUUGAUAUAAACUAAGACAAAAAUGAACCGUUUCACGAGAGCUCGGAGACCUUCACAAUUGGGCACCUAACAUCAUGCUGUAAUACCAAAUAUGUCCUUGAUCGUCUCCGUCAUGUCAUAUGUUGUGAUAGGAUGCGCAUGAGUACGAGGGACUGGAACAAAUGGGCUGAAUGCAGAGUCUCGAGGAUGAUGCAUCCGAAAACGCACCUCCGAAGC
Messenger RNA from Somion occarium, 989 nucleotides. NCBI's taxonomy places the organism in Eukaryota, Fungi, Basidiomycota, Agaricomycetes, Polyporales, Cerrenaceae. The record is from the annotation of a GenBank genome assembly.